This is a messenger RNA of Lemur catta (Ring-tailed lemur), 1055 nucleotides long. RefSeq names its product break repair meiotic recombinase recruitment factor 1 (gene BRME1). The record is from RefSeq and is a predicted model, not a curated record. Bases 110 to 841 code for a protein of 243 amino acids. NCBI's taxonomy places the organism in Eukaryota, Metazoa, Chordata, Mammalia, Primates, Lemuridae. The transcript has 9 exons. Gene Ontology annotation, biological process: double-strand break repair involved in meiotic recombination.
GCGCGGGAAAGAGGUGGAGCGCGCGCAGGCCCAGGCAGACUUUGUUCCUGAUAAGGACAGAGAGACUUCAACGACUUCUGCGGCCCAGAUUUUUCAAGGGACAGAUAAAAUGAGUAAGAGGAAGAAGCUUCGGACCUCAGGAGAAAGAGUCCGUCCUUUAAAACCUCCAAAGAACCCAAGGCUAGGAGACUCUGACGGGGGCCCUCAGAGUUCCAAGUCGGGCCAUUUGCGUCACCUUGAAGAGUCAGAAGGCAAGCCGGGACCUGCUUCCUCUACACAGCACAGCAGGGAGGAACCGGGACGGGCAGUCUCCAGCUCCCCUGAUGAGGAAACAGGAGCUCCAUGCAGGCUCCUUGGGCCACCAGAAAAGGAGCCACCUGCCCUUCCUCCUUCCCAGAACUCAGUUGGGAGGUUUGUCCCCCAGUUUUCAAACCCCAGGAAGACAAUGGCAAGAAAAGCAGAGACCAGGGAAGAGGACCUCGGGAGUGGGGCCUUCAGCCUGCUGCUUCCUGUGGGGAGCAGGCUGGGCCCCUGCUGGCCUGGCCCCAACCCAUGUAGCAAGGGAGACCCCAUCGAAGUGGCCAAGGCCCAGCCAAGUACCCACGUGGGGAUCCAGGCCCGUGAGGCCCCCGGGAUGGAGGAUGCCACAGAUGUCGUGCGCGGCCUCGUCGUCGAGCUGUCCAACCUGAACCGGCUGAUCAUGAGUGCCCACCGCGACCUGGAAGCCUUCAAGCGCCUCAGCUACCGCAAGGCAAAGCCAGCAGGGAAAGCCCCUCUGCCCUACUCCUCCAAGGGGGCUGGGAAUGUCCCCCGAGGGGAGCAACCCUGGAGGGACUUGUAGGCUGCUUCCCAGGGGCCUGUGUGUGCACGCAUGCAAGUGUUUUCCUCUGCACCCCAGCCCAUGCCAUUGUGGGCUACCUGGUGUUUUGUUUCCCCUCCAAGAUACUCCAGGGGGUCCUAGUGGCCCAGUAACCUCCCCUCAGCCAACCUGGCAGUCAGCCUGGCAGGAGCUACACACAGGAACCCUGGGGUCCUCCCCGACCCAGCCUGGCACG